Cryptomeria japonica (Japanese cedar) is the source of this 687-nucleotide messenger RNA. RefSeq lists its product as uncharacterized. The record is from RefSeq and is a predicted model, not a curated record. The transcript has a single exon. Lineage: Eukaryota; Viridiplantae; Streptophyta; Pinopsida; Cupressales; Cupressaceae. Bases 1 to 687 code for a protein of 228 amino acids.
AUGCCGUUAGACAUUAAUGGCGGCCUUGGAGGGAAAAGGAUAAACUUGGAGGAGAUAUGGAUCGACUUUACAGAGGAAUUGGAGGAGGAUGUGUUCUUUUGGGAAAAGCACGUGGUCAUUGCAAGGAUUAUUGGGUUGAAUUGGUCAAACAAAGAAAUUAAAAAAUGGGUGGAAGGAUAUUGGGGGUUGCAAACUGUCAUUAAAUUCAUUCCUAAAGGCUUCUUCGUGGUCUUGUUUGAAGAUGGCGAAGACAGAAAUCAAAUUCUCAAUCAGGAGAAUUGGUUCGCAAAUAAUCACGCAAUAUAUUUGCAAUCAUGGUCCUCGAACUUUGAUCCAAUACAGUUGGUUGUAUACUCUGCACCGGUAUGGAUUCGAUUGUACAAUUUACGCAUUGAAUAUUGGAGUGAGGUUAUUCUAGAAAAGAUCGGCAGAACCUUGGGGACUCUAUUGGAAGUAGAUUUUGAUGAUGAAGACGAUCUCUGCAAAUAUGCCCGUUUGAGGAUUGCAGCGGUUAAAAGGAUUCUUGAGUCAAUCACAUUUUUAACUUCAAGCGGUGAAUGGUGCCAACAAGUGGAAAUUGAAAAAGAAAUUAAACAAUGUCCUAGAUGCGGGAGCAAGUUUCAUGGAUUGGAUGAAUGCAAGAUAUUUGUGAGGAAGGCCAGGAAUGUCCUCAGGAAGCCAUCCUAG